UGGAGGCCGGCCACACGCGUAUAUAUACAUGCUACAGGCCUCUCCCGCGUCAAAGAAAGCUCUAGAGGGUAGCUAGCUUUAAUUUGCGUGUCAACCGCCAUGGCUGACUUCUCGUCUAGCAACGGCGUCCCGCCGGGGUUCCGGUUCCACCCGACCGACGAGGAGCUGCUGCUCUACUACCUCAAGAAGAAGAUCGGCUUCGAGAAGUUCGACCUCGAGGUCAUCCGGGAGGUCGACCUCAACAAGAUCGAGCCAUGGGACCUCCAAGAGAGGUGCCGGAUCGGGUCUGCGCCGCAGAACGAGUGGUACUUCUUCAGCCACAAGGACCGCAAGUACCCGACGGGCUCGCGGACGAACCGCGCGACGACGGCCGGGUUCUGGAAGGCGACGGGGCGUGACAAGUGCAUCCGCACCAGCUACCGCAAGAUCGGCAUGCGCAAGACGCUCGUCUUCUACCGCGGCCGCGCCCCGCACGGCCAGAAGUCCGACUGGAUCAUGCACGAGUACCGCCUCGAGGAGAUCGACGAAGCCCAGGGCGGCACCAGCGAGGACGGAUGGGUGGUGUGCCGCGUGUUCAAGAAGAAGUGCUUCUUCAAGAUCGCCGGAGGAGGCGGCGGCGGGGAAGGGAGCACGAGCCAGAGCGCGGAGGCUGGCCAUGGCGGCGGCGGGCACCACCAGCUGGCCGUGACCUCGCCACUGGCCAUGGCGUCCCACUACAUGCACGGGAUGCACCAACACCCGCAGUACCAUCAGCACCAGCACUCCUCCUUCUACUACUCCCAGAUGCAGCCCCCGGAGGCGGCCAGUUACUCGCACCACGUGCAGGUCCAGGACCUCCUCACCAACCACAGGCCGGCAGCCGACGCCGGGUACGACUUCUCCGGCUUGCCUGUCGAGCACCCAGCGGCAGGCCUUGACGUUGGCAGCAGCGACGGCGGGGAUGGGCUUGUCGCCGAAGGAAGAGAUCAUACGACGAACGGUGCAGCGGCUGAUGAGCAGCAGCAGUGGCAGGCGUCCAUGGACGGUUUCAGCAACGGCGGUGGCGGGGGCGCCUCGGCUGCGGUGCAGCAGAUGAGCGCCUUGAACGGCUCCGGGCAACGAGGCGGGGAGAUGGACUUGUGGGGUUAUGGGAGGUAACUAAAUCAGUACCAAGACAUGGAUCACAGGUGCAUGCAUGUAUAUGAUGCAUGUGUGGGAAUUAACCUGCAAAUGCUGGUUACUGGCCGGUGGAGAGUUAUAAUUAAUUGGUUUUGGGUGUUCGAUGACCGAUCGAUGUGAGUGUAUAUCUUGUGUUAUUAAUUUGUUGUUUGAUUGUAAUAAGCACCAAGGACGAUGCAUAUUGGUGUCUAAGAGUGUAAGUGGUGAUUAAAUUGUGUGUGUACAUGUUGCAAGGAGAAAAACAAAAGAUCUUUUAAGUUUUUGGGUUUUUUCUUGUCAUACAUGUAUAGAGUUGUAUAGAGUACACAAAUGUAGAGCCUGAGUGUUGGAAGUGGGGGUGGCAGCAUUCGUAAUGCUGCAUCUACAUACCCUUUUCCUAUCCUGUUUCCUGUGUGACAAAAUCAAUUACUAUGACAAUUAGUUAA
Messenger RNA from Brachypodium distachyon (stiff brome), 1583 nucleotides. Its product is annotated as protein BEARSKIN1. Gene Ontology annotation, molecular function: DNA binding. Lineage: Eukaryota; Viridiplantae; Streptophyta; Magnoliopsida; Poales; Poaceae. The record is from RefSeq and is a predicted model, not a curated record. The coding region runs from base 100 to 1137 and encodes 345 amino acids. Gene Ontology annotation, biological process: regulation of DNA-templated transcription. The transcript has 3 exons.